AAGAGAAGACAGGCAACAGAGAGGAAGAGAGCGAGAGAGAGAAAAAAAUUAAAAAUAAAUAAAUAGCGUAGAAACGACUCAACGAAUCCCAUCCCACAGCAUCCCUAUUUUCUCUCUUCCUUUUUAUUUGCCCCAAUAAUUUUAUUAUUUCCUCAAAAAAGAAAAAAAAUGUUCUCUCUCUCCCGCCUAUAACCAGCAACCUCUCUUUCCUACCAGUCUCGAUCUCAUCGCCUUAGCUUUCGAUUCGAUUUUGUAUAGUAACAACAACAAACCCUCUUUUUAUUUUAUUUCCUUCAUUUUUAUUUCAAGAUGAUGCCCAUUGCUGCACCCUUCAACUAACUCGCUCGUCUUUUGAUCUAGAUUUGCACUAUCUACGAACCUAAGGUUUUCAGGUUUAGUUGGAAAUGGCGAAAGGUAGCAGGGUGAAGCGUAGGUUUGGUUCUCGACAAUAUAGGCAGGCACCUUACUUGUCACCAGCUUAUAAUCAGGAUAUUUCCUCAGACUCGUGCCCAAAGAAAUGCUCCAAAAUUCUGGAUAAGAAAGACUGGGUAGACGUAACUUGUUCUGUUUGCAUGGAGUGCCCACACAAUGCUGUUCUUCUGCUCUGUUCCUCCCAUGAUAAAGGUUGCCGUCCCUACAUGUGUGGAACCAGCUUCCGCUAUUCCAACUGCCUUGACCAGUACAAGAACGCAUACACUAAAAUUAUCUCAUCCACUGGUACCGCUGAGAAUCCAAUCUUGGUCUCCGAUUCCAGCCAGCCUGUUGAGAAGUGUGAAGCCACAGAGCUUGCUUGCCCACUCUGUAGGGGCCAGGUGAAAGGGUGGACUGUGGUAGAACCUGCAAGAGAGUAUCUAAAUGCCAAAAAGAGAAGCUGCAUGCAGGAUGACUGCUCAUUCAUUGGCACUUACAAGGAGUUAAGGAAGCACGUGAAGACAAAUCACCCCUCUGCACGACCACGUGGAGUUGAUCCCAUUCUUGAACAGAAAUGGCGAAGGCUUGAGCGGGAGCGUGAACAUGAUGAUGUAAUCAGCACAAUUCGGUCGACAAUGCCCGGCGCAAUGGUUUUUGGAGAUUAUGUAAUAGAAGGAAGUCAUUAUGGUUUUGAUACAGAUGAAGAUGGGGGUUUCGAUGCAGAUGCCACAGAGAGGAAUGAAGGUUUUGAGGUGGGCUUUGAUCGGAAUCUGGUGAAUGUCUUCCUGCUGUUGCAUGCGUUUGGGCCAACAGGGGAUGAUCACAGCAGACGGCUUAGGCAUCCUGAGAGGACUGACCGUCAAAUGACUGAUGAGAGUGCUGUCAGUUUUCAUCACACUUCUCCUGUUGAAGGGCUGGGUUUGUCCGACGAAGAUGAUGACAAUAACAUCAAUGAUGACAAUGGUGAUGACAGUGGCAUGUCACUUGUUAGCCGCCUUCGUCGACAUGGCAGAAUGCUUUUGGGGCGUUCAGGUAGGAGACGUAGGCGUAGAGAAGGCAUUGGAGGUCAGAGAUGAUUUAAAAUGGGUCUGGAGGAAAACACGUCAUAGGUACAUAGUUUUAGGAAGGGGGGGGGGGGGGGAUUUGAGAAGAUAAAAGGAACAUAAAAGAAUUUGACUGAACAUUGCAUGCAUUUCUCUUUUUCAAUUCCCGGUUUGAGUAGAUUGGCUGGGAAAUACUGGUAGUGGAAAGAAUGUCCUUUUCUUUCCAUAUGUGUAAUCUUUUAGAUGCAAUUUCUUAAUUACCUUCAGUCCGCCUGCCCGGUAGACUGUGAAUAUUCUUCUGUGGAACUACAUGUACUGUCUUCUGUUCUAUAAUAACCUAUGUCAGCAUGUAUUGUCUUUAA
Messenger RNA from Populus trichocarpa (black cottonwood), 1816 nucleotides. RefSeq lists its product as uncharacterized. The transcript has 3 exons. The record is from RefSeq and is a predicted model, not a curated record. Bases 405 to 1487 code for a protein of 360 amino acids. Lineage: Eukaryota; Viridiplantae; Streptophyta; Magnoliopsida; Malpighiales; Salicaceae.